GAGUCGUUAGCGCCAUCAGCGCGUCGCACUGCGUCGUCAGCACUAUGGAGGUCCCUAGGUCGACAAUUUCUAGGUGAUGUACUGUACCGCCGACCAUUUCGGCCACUACUGGUGAGCAUUUAUUAUGUUACUGUACUAGUAUGGUCGUAUAAUUGAUGGCGAGACCUAAAUCAUUCUAGCAACAACAUACAUCAGCUCCUGCAGUUUUUCAGUGCACCCGCAGCAUGGACAAUACCGGCAGGAGCACGGAUGGACACGUGGCACUCGAUCCCCAUUCCCAUUGGUCCUUAGGCGAUCUUAAUCGUGAGCUUGACACAAUCCAACGACGCACAGGCCCGGUUCCCGCCAAGAUCCGACCGCGAAAUGCGGCGGGUGCCGAUUCGAAGGGCUCUCGUCGUCUCCAAACCGGAUCAGCUGGCACCGCCGCCGCCCCCGCCGCCUUCGGAAACGGCGCGUUUGGCGCUGUUCCCUGCUGGCCGGCAGAAUCAGGAGGCUCUGCGCGAUCUCCGGCGCGAUCAGCGCCGCGAUCCCCGGCGUGGAUGACGGCGCGUCGAGGGUCCGCGAGCAGCAGCUGUAGCAGCGAAGAGGAGAGGGAGGAGACAGGAGAAGGGGAAUUCGGGAGGAAAGGAAGAUUUGUUUUAUUAUUCUCCGGGUGUGCACGCGGAAGCGGGUAGCGGGGGGAGGGACAGGCGGAAGAGCGGGGGGAGCAGCGGAAAGAAGCCGCGGAAGGCGUCGUUUCACAUCAGCCUUAGCAGCAGCGACUCUAGCGGGUCAGAAGGGGAGGGGGACGCGGGGAAUGAGGAACGGAGUGGCGGAGCGGGGGGUGAGCGGGGGGAGAGGGGGAGGGUUGGCGGAAGGGGGAGUGAGCUGGACGCGGAGAGGCCAGUGGCGCGGCCUGUGAGGCGGGUGGAGGCGGAACUGGGGGAGGUGGAGCGGAAGCUAGCUGCUGAGGUGGAGGAGGAGCUGCGGCAGCGGCGGUUGUCACUCGAAAGACGGCUGCAUGAGGAGAGGGUGAAGGGGCAAGCAGCGAUGGAGGAGGUGCAGGUGCAGCGAGGGGUGGUGGAGGCGAUGCUGGACCGGCUUGACAGGGAGCACUGGAAGGCCAUGGAGGAGAUGAGGGAUUCUCACAUUCGCCGACUAUCUCAGGAGCACGAGCAGAAGUCAGAGGCUGGGGAAACGCAGCUUCGGAGAGAAGCCGCGGCAGCGGAGGCUCGGCGCCGAGCCGAGAUCGAAGCUGAGGUUCGGGCAAAGCUGCAGAAAGAGAUGGAGGAGGAGAGGAGGAGGGAGGAGCAGGAGAGGAGGAGGAGGGAAGAGGAGGAGAGGAGGACAGAGGAGGAACGGAGGAGAGAGAUGGAGAGGCAGCAAAGAGAGCUGGAGGCAACUAGGAAGGCAGCACAGGCGGAAAAAGCAGCAGCAGAUGCAGCUGACGCAAGAGCAGCAGCAGAGGCUAAAGCAGCAGCAGCGCGUGCAGCAGUAGAGGCAAAGAAGAAGCAAGCCCAACGGUCCUCCAAAGUGCGCGUGGCAGAGGGGGCGGCAAGGGAGGCAGAAGCCCGGCUUGCACGGCUGAAGGCAAUGCGCGAUGAGAUUGCUCCUAUCAUGGCGGAUAAUGCGAGGAAGAAGGACCGCAAGGCCGUGGAGCGGCGCAUCAUCCUGCUGGUUCAGCAAAUCUCGGCCACCCACGAUCAAAUCGCGAAGAAGUCUGCUGAUCUCGUGGCUCUCUUGCUGGACCCAUCUCUUCCACAGCCCUUUGUCGCCAUCACCUUCGCCUCUAAGAUCUUAUCCCAGUGCGAGUCCCAAGUAACCAAGUUACCGCCGUUUGCCUUUGCUCUAGCGCAAGUCAUUGUGAACGUGGCUUCCAGGGCUCCCAUAGCCAUGGAAGCUUUGAUUGGAAGCUUCAACGAGGUCUGCAUCUACACCAUUCCACAGCAUUAUGUCUUCUCGGAGGCCUCUUACCCCUCUGAUGAGGCGUAUUACCGUGAUUUGGGGUACAGGGAGGAGGACGGGGAGGGUGGCAAGAAGAGGAUGGAAUCGACCGAUGCGUUUAUAGAGAGGAUGACCGGAUACAUUAUACUCAUGGCUGCUAUUUGUCAGACCAUUCCACCACCCGGCACCGCACAGCACCCCUUUGGUUUGUCCCAUGCGUGGCAGUGGUGCGCUCGGCUGCUAAACCACCUCCCAGCCAACCGGGCAUCUGCCACGGCUCUGGAAGUCUUUCUCAAGAUUGCUGGUUACCGCAUGCACCUGACAUACCGCUCUCAGUUUCUGAAGCUGCUGGACGUGGUGGGGAACGAGUACCGGGGCAAGCUGCAGGCUCUCAACGAUCCUGACGUGUCCCCCGUGGUUAACCGAAUCGAGACAUACGUCGGCGUGCAGAGAUACUUGAAGCCACCCGAAGGGUUGGAGAUGCCGCUGCAUGAUAAAUCGUCUCAACUUAGAGCAUAGUAAAAGUUGACACGGUAACCGGAUAACUGUGUGUGUGUUGCUUUCCGAACUGAAGCAUAAGGUUGGUUGGUUAGAGCUUGCCCUGGAGUACAUGUACAGGGGAGUCCCAGAGAUAAAGCAGAGAGAUCCCACUAAAGCACACAAGUCACACACCAUGCAUGGCUCUUCAGCUAGCUAGCUACUUGUCAGCUGUGAAGUGCAUUUUCUGUUCCACACC
Molecule: messenger RNA, 2659 nt
Organism: Closterium sp. NIES-67
Lineage: Eukaryota; Viridiplantae; Streptophyta; Zygnematophyceae; Desmidiales; Closteriaceae
Source: the annotation of a GenBank genome assembly